AUGCUCCCUCCCCAGGCAAACAUCAGCAUCUCCUUCUUCCAACCACCCGCCUUCUUCCUUAUUGGCAUCCCAGGACUUGAGGCUGCUCAUGGCUGGAUCUCCAUCCCCUUCUCCUCCAUGUACACUGUGGCCCUCACUGGAAACUGCCUGAUCCUCCUGGCUAUCAGGAGGACCCCCAGCCUGCACCAGCCCAUGUACUACUUCCUGUCCAUGUUGGCCCUCACUGAUGUGGGCCUCACCUUGUCCACACUGCCCACUACCCUGGGUGUGCUCUGGUUUGACCAUCGGCUCAUUGGGUUCAAUGCCUGCCUAGUCCAGAUGUUCUUUGUACACUCCUUCUCUGUAGUGGAGUCCUCAGUUCUACUAGCCAUGUCAUUUGAUCGCUUUCUGGCCAUCUCCAAUCCACUGCGCUACUCAGCCAUCCUGACAAAUAAUGUCAUCAUCAAGAUUGGAUUCACCAUUGUGGCUCGAGCUACCUUUUGUCUCUUUCCUGUGCCAUUUUUGAUUAAGCGUCUGAACUUCUGCCCUGAUAACUACUUCCUGUCCCACUCCUUCUGUUUUCACCCUGAUGUGAUGAGGCGGGCCUGUGCUGACAUCACCAUCAACAUACGCUAUGGUCUCUAUGUGGUUGUGUCUACUGGGGGCAUAGACUCCUUGUUCAUCAUCCUGUCCUAUACCCUCAUUCUGCAAACUGUCCUGGGCCUGGCUUCUCCCAGGGAGCGCAUUAGGGCUCUCAACACCUGUGUCUCCCACAUCCUGGCUGUGUUUGUCUUCUUUAUUCCAGGUAUCACCAUGUCCAUGAUCCACCGUUUUGGAAAGCACCUACCCUCCAUUGUGCACUCUCUGGUUGCCUAUGUGUACCUGAUGGUACCUCCUGUGCUAAACCCCAUCAUCUAUAGUGUCAAAUCCAAGCCCAUCAGGGAAGCUAUGCUCAAAGUUUUGAAGAAGAAAGGCUAA
This is a messenger RNA of Tupaia belangeri chinensis (Chinese tree shrew), 957 nucleotides long. RefSeq names its product olfactory receptor 51I2. The record is from RefSeq and is a predicted model, not a curated record. The coding region runs from base 1 to 957 and encodes 318 amino acids. Gene Ontology annotation, cellular component: plasma membrane. NCBI's taxonomy places the organism in Eukaryota, Metazoa, Chordata, Mammalia, Scandentia, Tupaiidae. Gene Ontology annotation, biological process: G protein-coupled receptor signaling pathway. The transcript has a single exon. Gene Ontology annotation, molecular function: G protein-coupled receptor activity; olfactory receptor activity.